UAAGUAUUAUCUUGCGGUUAACAACAUGGCUGGCAACGGUGGAUUGUGUCAUAUCGAGAAAAGUUUGAAAGCUCUAAAAUCUUUUCCCCGAGUAUCUUUGAACAAUAUAAAAGAUUUACCAGAAGCAUUUAAGACGCAUCGAAGAAAAGGUAGAGGGCCUGGCUCAAGUCGUGGAAAAACUUCUGGAAGAGGACAUAAAGGUCAAGGUCAACGGGGAACUUUGCCUAGAAUUGGCUUUGAAGGAGGUCAAACUCCUUUUUAUCUCAGAGUACCAAAACACGGUUUCAAGAAUGUCAACAAAAAGAACUAUGUUCCACUGAAUUUGAACAGACUUCAAUAUUUCAUUGAUUGUGGUCGUAUUGAUCAUAGUAAGCCAAUUGACAUGAAUACAUUAUGGAGAAGUGGAGCUGUAUCAAAAAUUGGAGAUGGCGUGUGUCUAUUAGGAACGGGUUCUGAAACAUUCAACUCCCAAAUAAAAAUUGAAGUGAGUCGAGCUUCAAAGAAAGCCAUUGAAAGCAUAGAAAGGCAAGGAGGAAAUAUCACAUGUAGCUACUACACCAAGCUUGGUUUGCGUGUUCUCUUGAAACCAUGGAAAUUUAACGAAAAAAGAUUACCCAGAAGGGCAGCACCUCCUCCCAAACUGGAAAAAUAUUAUAGAGAUCCAAGCAAACGGGGAUAUCUUGCCGACCACGAAGAUGUUAAGAAAGAGCGAGAGAAAGUAAUUGAAAGUUUUAACGAUAAACAGUCUUUACUUGAUAAGGUUAAAAAUAUGAAUUUAUCUACCUGACUAAUAAUACUUAACGUCAAGUGAAAGUGAAUAAACAACCUGUAAUACA
Molecule: messenger RNA, 836 nt
Organism: Xenia sp. Carnegie-2017
Lineage: Eukaryota; Metazoa; Cnidaria; Anthozoa; Malacalcyonacea; Xeniidae
Product: 50S ribosomal protein L15-like
Exons: 4
Coding region: 26-787 (253 amino acids)
Biological process (GO): translation
Cellular component (GO): mitochondrial large ribosomal subunit
Molecular function (GO): structural constituent of ribosome
Source: RefSeq, a predicted model, not a curated record